AUGAAGGUCGCCUUCAAGACGCUCAAGGGCUCCAUGUUCCACGUCGACGCCGCGCCCGACAUGCUCGUCUCGCGGGUCAAGGAGCUGGUUGCCGCAUCGGAGCACGGCACCAAGGACGGCUGGGAGGCGGAGGGCAUCAAGCUCAUCUUCCAAGGCAAGGUGCUCGACGGCGGCCGCGACCUCGCCUCGUACUCGAUCAAGGAGAACGACUUCAUGCACGCGGCCGCGAUCCAGUCCCUCUGCGACAUGGGCUUCCCGCGCGACCAGGUUGCCGCCGUGCGGAGCGCCGACGAGCCGCAAGCGGCGCUGCAAACCUACCUCGGGCAGAUGCGCGAGUCGAACCCGAACCAGCUCGCCCUCAUCCAGGGCAACGCGAGCGAGUUUGCCGCGGGCCUCCUUCAGAACCCCGAGGCGCUGCAGCAGCUGCUGCAGGCGCCCGAGGUGCAGCAGAUGCUGCAGUCGCCCGAGGCCCAGCUCAACGACGAGGACGAGGAGGCCAUCCAGCGGCUCAUGGCGCUCGGCUUCCAGCGAGCGAUAGUCAUCCAGGCGUUUCUGGCGUGCGACAAGAACGAGAACUUGGCGGCAAACUUCCUGUUCGACCAGGGCAGCGACCUCAUGUGA
This is a messenger RNA of Emiliania huxleyi CCMP1516, 621 nucleotides long. RefSeq lists its product as hypothetical. Gene Ontology annotation, cellular component: nucleoplasm; cytosol. NCBI's taxonomy places the organism in Eukaryota, Haptophyta, Isochrysidales, Noelaerhabdaceae. Gene Ontology annotation, molecular function: ubiquitin binding; polyubiquitin modification-dependent protein binding; proteasome binding. The transcript is spliced from 5 exons. The record is from RefSeq and is a predicted model, not a curated record. The coding region runs from base 1 to 621 and encodes 206 amino acids. Gene Ontology annotation, biological process: nucleotide-excision repair; proteasome-mediated ubiquitin-dependent protein catabolic process.